Molecule: messenger RNA, 1997 nt
Organism: Ilyonectria robusta
Lineage: Eukaryota; Fungi; Ascomycota; Sordariomycetes; Hypocreales; Nectriaceae
Exons: 1
Coding region: 204-1601 (465 amino acids)
Source: RefSeq, a predicted model, not a curated record
CGAAAUGAUGCCUACAGCGCCGUAUAUUCUCCUCCUCAUGGGGUUCAUUAGACGACGGUUGACAUAUAUAUUGUCCCAUCAUUCCCCGUAAUCAACAUGUUUUGCUCAUUCAGACAGACAUCAAACACUCACACGCACAAGCCUCCAAAUUUUCCUGCCCAACAUCUCUUUCUCUCGUCAUACCGCCAACCGCAUCCUUCAACAUGUCCAAUGAAGGCCUCGAUCCACUCAAGCGAUUUAUCGUCAAAGGUAUCGCCGGAGGAAUUGGCCUAGCUUCUGAGAGCAUUUCGUCCUACCAGGCGCGGCGAAAAGCGUCUCCCAAAGACGCAAGCACUCCAAGUAAAUCCGCUUCGGAAACCGAGUCAGCAACAUUAAACGACGGUUUCCAUCCACUGGAGGGAGGUAUUCCUGGCAAUGGUAUCUCACAUACUCGGGAUGAAGAGUCCCAAUGGAGGCUAGAUGAGACCCAGGACCAGCUCCUACCCCCCCGUUCACUCGAAAAAGACCAGGCUGUUCAGCUCGAUGAACAUCUAGCCCGGCUCCGGGUAGAUGACUUGAACGAUUCACUCGCCCGUCGAUAUCCUCCGCCACUCGAUGUCAAGAGCAUACCAAAAUUAUCUAUGCCCGUCAUCUUGCCCCAAAGGAGGCCCAAGAGUCGACAGCGCGGCUUCAUUCGCGCCUAUGCACCUAUCCUCGACAGUGCCACCAUCUCUCAGGACAUGUUCCUUGAUUUCCUCGAAACAUUCCACAAGUCCAGUCAAGCAUCCCCAUGGUUUGCUGCGAUCAAUCUGGCAGCCAUGGGGCUGACUUUCAUCCCGCAUCUACCCAUGAUUGUCGGUAUUGCUAUCCAGGCCUCGGUGAUGAUUGCAGAGGACGUGCAAACCAGGACCAGGACCAAUUCCUUCUUGGACAAGGCCAACGCUGACUUCUUUCGCCCCCGCGGCCUCUAUUGCCUCAUCAUGACGUACAAUCCCGACUCGGCAGAGGGAAACGCAAUCGACCAAGCACAACUGUCGUCGACCAUCACCUCAACACUCAACCCUUCUGGCUUGCAGAAGUACAAGCAGAAGCUCCGCUCUUCGAGCGGCGAAAUAGAAUUUCCAGAGGCUGCGCCACUCGUGUUUCCAGGUCUUGAUAAUUUGGAUGACCAGCAAUGGGAUGAAACCACAGGGAAGAAAGAGAAGUCUGGAGCUAAGCAGUACAUCGAUGAGUAUUACGACAAGAGGGCACAGGCCAAAUUCGCCGGCAAACAUCCCGACAGUGUCCUGGCCCAAGGUCCUCAGCCAACUUUCACGUCUCGGUACGCAGAUCCGAACCACCCUGCUAGCAGUGGAUCAUUCCGAUCACUCAUCACCGGGGGGUAUAUUAAUCCCCCAUCGAUGUCAAGCCAUCAAUUAGGUGGCUUUGACAGGUCUCAACAAGGAGGUUUUCUCGGGUCAGAUACGCUUCGACGUGCUGCAUCUACCAAAGGCGAGGAGCAGAGUAGGUUUGGUGCAAGGAGGGAAGUGGUGAAUGACCGGGGUCAAGGCGGCCUCUUGGGGCUCCCAAGUCUUAGUGCGGUGAUGAAGAAGGCACUGAAGAAGGUGAGAUAUCCAAAAUGAUGGAUCCAUGCCAACAAACGCUAACGAAGAUACAGAAUGUCCUCUACCUGAUGGUUGUGAACAUGCCCUCCGAGGAGGAACUUGCGGAUGCAAUGGCCGAAAUUCAGCGGCAGCGGGAGGGGGGGUUCAAGCUGCCAGGGUUCCUUGCUAAGUUUUAGGAGGCAGUGGCCAUGAAGAAUGAUGGCAAAGGCGCCAAAGUCCUCGCAUCACAUGCUUCUUCUUGUUCAUCCAGGGGAUGAUUACCCACGUUUUCUAGAAACCUUGACCUGUUCGAAGGUGUGUGAAUGAGCGUCGUUGUGUGCGAAUAGUAAGAUGGUCAAAUUCCAGAAGCAUCGCUCCCGGUCUUUAAAUAACCUGUAUUCCAAGAUAAAUCAAGGCAGAGACAGGGGUUUGACC